CCUUGGUCUCUAAUGUGUCUCUCAGAUUCUCAAAAUGCACUCAGAAAUCUGCGAAGAGUUUUGCUCCGCGUACGUGUUUUCAUUGUAUGUAAAAAUCAUUACUCCAAUCAGAUAGAAUAUAGACCAAUAAGAUCGGUGCUGGUGGCCAACCGUGGUGAGAUUGCUAUACGGGUAUUUCGAGCAUGCUCUGAGUUGGGUAUCAAGUCGGUAGCCGUCUAUUCGGAGCAGGACAAAAUGCACAUGCAUCGCCAGAAAGCCGACGAAUCGUAUAUGGUCGGCAAGGGACUUUCUCCUGUGGAGGCCUAUCUAAGCAUUCCAGAGAUCAUUCGCGUGUGCAAGGAGAACGACAUUGAUGCAGUGCACCCGGGAUACGGAUUCUUGUCUGAACGCAGUGAUUUUGCAGAAGCAGUCAUCGAUGCCGGAAUUCAAUUUAUCGGGCCAAGUCCAGAUGUGAUUAAGACAAUGGGUAACAAGGUAGCUGCGCGCAUUGCGGCUGCUGAGGCAGAUGUGAUGAUUCUACCGGGUACAGACGGACCAGUAACAUCCAAAGAAGAAGCUGUAGCCUUCUGCAAAGAACACGGUCUCCCAGUGAUAUUCAAGGCUGCGUACGGCGGAGGAGGUCGUGGCAUGCGGGAGGUUUGGAAAAUGGAGGAGGUUGAAGAGAGUUUCGAACGUGCGACCUCUGAGGCUAAAGCGGCAUUUGGCAACGGAGAUGUAUUUAUCGAAAAAUUUUUGGAACGACCUCGCCACAUCGAAGUCCAACUUCUAGGUGACAAGGCCGGAAAUGUUGUACACGUAUUCGAACGUGAUUGCUCCGUGCAGCGUCGUCACCAAAAGGUUGUCGAGAUCGCACCUGCUCCACGGUUGCCCAUCGAAAUUAGAGAUAAGAUGACUGAGGCGGCUGUACGUCUAGCCAGACACGUGGGAUACGAGAACGCAGGCACUGUGGAGUUCUUGUGUGAUGAAUCCGGAAACUUCUACUUCAUCGAAGUGAACGCCAGGUUACAGGUGGAGCACACAGUCACGGAAGAAAUCACGGGCAUCGAUCUGGUUCAGUCUCAAAUACGCAUUGCCGAGGGAAUGUCGCUAGAAGAUCUCGGUCUCACCCAGGAAAAAAUAGUUACCCGAGGAUUUGCCAUCCAGUGUCGGGUGACGGCCGAGGAUCCCGCCAAUGACUUUCAGCCCACCACGGGCCGCAUUGAAAUAUUCCGCUCCGGAGAGGGCAUGGGCAUCCGUCUGGACAGUGCCUCCACUUUCGCUGGUGCCAUCAUAUCGCCGUACUACGACUCGCUGUUGGUCAAGGUGAUUGCCCACGGCAAUGACAUGCCGAACACAGCUGCCAAGGCGCAACGAUCCUUGCGAGAGUUCUACAUUCGUGGUGUCAAGACAAAUAUUCCAUUUCUUCUAAAUGUGCUUGGGAACGAUCGAUUCUUGAACGGUGUACUCGACACUCGGUUCAUAGACGAGCACCCAGAGCUUUUCAAGUUCACUCUAUCCUCAAGUUACGGCCAGCAACUACUUACCUACAUAGGCGAGGUAUUGGUCAAUGGACCACAAACUCCAUUGGGAACCACACUAAAGCCGGCCGAGGUCAAUCCAGUUGUACCCGCAGUUCCUUCGUUGACGGAACCACCGGAGGGUUUACGCGAUAUUAUUACGUGUGUGGGUCCCGAAGCGUUUGCAAAGGAAGUGCGCUCCAGAAAGAACCUAAUGCUGAUGGACACCACAUUCCGAGACGCCCAUCAGUCAUUGAUGGCGACGCGUGUUCGUACCCACGAUCUGCUAAAGAUAUCGCCAUAUGUGGCGCACAAGUUCAACAAUCUCUACUCCCUGGAGAACUGGGGAGGAGCUACAUUUGAUGUGGCCCUACGAUUCCUGCACGAGUGCCCAUGGGAACGCCUGGAGGAGAUGCGGAAGCGCAUUCCGAAUAUACCAUUCCAAAUGUUACUGCGCGGUGCCAAUGCCGUCGGUUACACCAGCUACCCAGACAAUGUGGUCUACAAAUUCUGUGAACUCGCGGUAAAAACUGGCAUGGAUAUUUUCCGAAUCUUUGACUCUCUUAACUACCUGCCGAAUUUGUUCAUUGGCAUGGAGGCGGCGGGAAAGGCGGGCGGAGUUGUGGAGGCUGCCAUCUCGUACACAGGAGACGUGAGUGAUCCCAAGCGCACCAAGUACGAUCUAAAGUACUAUACUAACUUGGCUGAUGAGCUUGUCAAGGCCGGAACACAUGUCCUGUGCAUCAAGGAUAUGGCGGGUCUAUUGAAACCCGAAGCAGCGAGGUUGCUUAUCACUGCCAUCCGGGACAAACAUCCGGAUGUGCCAAUUCAUGUUCAUACUCAUGACACUUCUGGAGCAGGUGUCGCAAGUAUGUUGGCUGCUGCCCAAGCCGGAGCAGAUAUUGUCGACGUGGCUGUGGAUUCCAUGUCGGGAAUGACCUCGCAACCCAGUAUGGGAGCUGUGGUUGCGUCGUUGCAGGGAACUCCCUUGGACACCGAAUUCAAGUUAAGCGACAUUUCUGCAUAUUCGGCGUAUUGGGAGCAGACCCGUACCCUUUACGGACCCUUUGAAUGCACCACAACGAUGCGUUCGGGCAAUGCGGAUGUCUAUAUGAAUGAGAUACCCGGAGGGCAGUAUACCAAUCUGCAAUUCCAGGCCUUCUCGCUGGGUCUGGGAGACAUGUUCGAGGAGGUGAAGAAGGCCUAUCAGGAAGCCAACUUCAUAUUGGGGGACAUUAUUAAGGUGACGCCAUCGUCCAAGGUGGUUGGUGACUUGGCACAGUUCAUGGUACAGAAUCAUCUGAGUGGGGAUCAGGUUGUGGAAAAAGCUGCAGAGUUAUCGUUUCCCAAAUCGGUAGUCGAGUAUUUCCAGGGUUAUAUUGGUAUACCGUACGGCGGAUUUCCAGAACCACUGCGGUCAAAUGUGCUGAAGGACCUGGACCGAAUCGAGGAACGGCCAGGUGCCAAGCUGGAGCCAAUGGAUCUCGAGAAGCUGAAGGCUGAACUGAGCAAAUUUCAUGCCAACGUCUCUGAGAGAGAUGUCGUAUCGGCAGCUCUUUAUCCUCAGGUGACUAACGAAUUCCUGCACUACCGGGAGAAAUACGGUCCAGUCGACAAGCUGGAUACACGUAUAUUCCUUACGGGUCCAAAGGUGGGUGAAGAAUUCGAUGUGACCCUGGAACGGGGCAACACUUUGAGCAUUGUGGCACUGGCCACAGCUGCCGAUCUCAAGCCGAAUGGAAAUCGCGAGGUCUUUUUUGAAUUAAAUGGUCAGCUCAACUCGGUCUAUAUUCCAGAUAUGGAAGCAAUGAAGGAAAUUCAUGUGCAUCCCAAGGCCAACAAGUCGGUGCCUGGAGAAGUGGGUGCUCCGAUGCCGGGAAAUGUCAUCGACAUUCGUGUUAAAGAAGGCGACAAGGUAGUGAAGGGUCAGCCCCUCGUAGUGCUCUCAGCAAUGAAGAUGGAAAUGCUGGUACAGUCGCCACUAUCCGGAGUUGUCAAGAAGUUGGAAAUCACAAAGGGCAUGAAGCUAGAUGGCGAUGAUCUAAUCAUGAUUAUUGAAUAAAUUAUUGGUACAUUUUAGAUAAGACCCUGUAGCUGAGAAGGUGUAUUAAGUAACAAGUAAAAGUAUUUUUGGUCGUAUGUAUCUAAUUU
Drosophila innubila is the source of this 3647-nucleotide messenger RNA. RefSeq names its product pyruvate carboxylase, mitochondrial-like. The coding region runs from base 13 to 3558 and encodes 1181 amino acids. Gene Ontology annotation, molecular function: ATP binding; metal ion binding; pyruvate carboxylase activity. The transcript has 6 exons. The record is from RefSeq and is a predicted model, not a curated record. Lineage: Eukaryota; Metazoa; Arthropoda; Insecta; Diptera; Drosophilidae. Gene Ontology annotation, cellular component: cytoplasm. Gene Ontology annotation, biological process: pyruvate metabolic process; gluconeogenesis.